Plutella xylostella (diamondback moth) is the source of this 1112-nucleotide messenger RNA. Its product is annotated as mpv17-like protein. Lineage: Eukaryota; Metazoa; Arthropoda; Insecta; Lepidoptera; Plutellidae. The record is from RefSeq and is a predicted model, not a curated record. Gene Ontology annotation, cellular component: mitochondrion; membrane; cytoplasm.
CACAGAACACAUUCUCUAUUCUGAAUUCAGUUUUCGAACACUUUAAACUUAAUGUGAAACUAACAAUUCAUGUGCCAGUUACAAGCUUAACGAAGCCGUCUUAAUUUCAAGUGCGAAGAAAAGUAAAAGUUCUUCAGAUAUUUGGUUAAAAACCGCUUUCCCGGUGGUCGGCGGACUGAGAUUGAACCGAGACCUACAGGGCUCGCAGGCGCGUGACGUCCCCAGCCACCAUGAGUCGGCUGGCGGGCUUGUUCCGAGCCUCGCUGCAGAAGCACCCCAUCCUCACCAACACCGCAGUUUACUUUACCUUCUACUCGGCAGCAGAGACCUCGCAACAGACUUAUAAUAAGUACUUUACGGCUGAAAAGCCGGACUAUGACAUCGCUACAGGAGCACGCAUCGCUUGUGUCGGUAGCUCCAUCUACGCUCCGUCGCUGUAUUACUGGUACAGAUUUUUGGACCGAAAGUUCGUGGGCACGGCUGUCAAGACGAUAGGAAAAAAGGUUGUUUGUGAACAGUUUUUCAUGACUCCCAUCCUAUUGGCUGUAUUUUACGGACUAAACGCCAUCCUAGAGCAAAAAGAGGACCUAUUCAAGGAGUUCCGAGAGAAGUACCUCAUCUCACUGGCAGCGAACCAGGUGUUCUGGAUCCCGGCCCAGACGGUCAACUUCACGUUCAUCCCCUCACACCUGCGCGUGGUCUACGUGGCCUCGGCCUCCUUCAUAUGGAUCAAUAUACUGUGCUUCAUCAAGAGGAGUAAAGUCAGCGAUGGUGGUGAAAAGGUUGAGAAGAAAUGAGGUGGUUAAAUAGCGUAAAGAGUUGAGUUGAGACAGUGAGGCUUGCUCUUCCACUUUGUGUGAGGUUGUAAAUUUAAUGCUUCAUAAUAGGGAUAACAGUAAAUACCUAUACCUAGUUCAAAUUAUUAGUAAGUAAGCAUGUGUAAGUUUAAAUUUAACUGGAGCAUUCACACUGUGCCAUUCCUAAAAGUGAGAUAUUUUUAAGGAAGCUUUUGUAUACUACGAGCAUUUAUUUUUCAUUAAGUAUACCUACUUAUUUGUUGUUAAACAUGUUGUGUUGUUGGUUAUGAAUAAAAACAUAAGUAUACCAUAGUA